Messenger RNA from Archocentrus centrarchus (flier cichlid), 1188 nucleotides. Its product is annotated as membrane progestin receptor beta-like. Gene Ontology annotation, cellular component: plasma membrane. The record is from RefSeq and is a predicted model, not a curated record. NCBI's taxonomy places the organism in Eukaryota, Metazoa, Chordata, Actinopteri, Cichliformes, Cichlidae. Bases 52 to 1143 code for a protein of 363 amino acids. The transcript has 6 exons. Gene Ontology annotation, biological process: response to steroid hormone. Gene Ontology annotation, molecular function: nuclear steroid receptor activity; steroid binding.
GUAGCAGCAGCUCACAUCCAACAGAGAAAUAAUUCAGGCUCAUCCCCCAUCAUGCGUCAGGUGUCAUUUGCCCAUCCCUCGCUGUGCCUUAACUUCCUUUCACCGCUGCACCGCUUCCUCCCCUCACUCCCUCCCACCAUCCGAGAUGUGGAUGUUCUCCCUCUGUUUCGGGAGCGCUUCAUCUUGACGGGGUACCGUCCCACAGGCCUGCCGUGGCGGUGUUACGCCCUCAGCCUGUUCCAGAUCCACAACGAGACUCUGAACGUAUGGAGCCACCUGUUGGCUGCCAUCUGCGUGGCGCUCAGGUUCAUGGUGUUCACCAUCCUGCGAGGAGGGGGAGUCCUGGGUUUUCGACUGCAGGAUCCUGAAGGUCAGGGGUUUUCUGUAGACAUCUCCUCGCUACCUCUGGUCCUCUAUGCUCUCUCUGCUGUCACAUACCUCAGCUGCAGUGCUGCUGCUCACCUGCUGCAGUCCCACUCAGAGCUGGCCCAUUACUCGCUCUUCUUCCUGGACUAUGUGGGCGUGGCCAUCUACCAGUAUGGCUGUGCUUUAGCUCUCUGCCUGUACAGCUCUGGCACCACCUGGAGACAAAGCAUGGUUGGAGAGGUCUUCCUCCCAGCUGCUGCCCUCCUUGCCUGGCUCUCGUGCACCACCUGCUGCUACGCAAAACUUCAUUUCCGCCGCCAGUACCCACUCCACAGGAAGCUCUGCCAGCUGAUCCCGAUGGGUGUGGCCUACCUGCUGGACAUCAGCCCCGUUGCCCAGCGCCUCGCCACCCACAGCUGGACCAGUUGGACCAGCAGACCUGCACUAGCACUGCACUUCCUGCAGGUGGUGCUGUUUCUACUGUCUGCCUUCUUCUUCUCUUGCGCUGUACCUGAGCGCUUUUCCCCUGGCCGCUUUGACAUUAUCGGCCACAGCCACCAGCUCUUCCACAUCCUGCUGUCACUCUGCACACUGGCCCAGCAGGAGGCGCUGUUCCACGACUUCCUGUGGCGGCGGCCAGCGAUGGUCAGAGAGUUUGGAGAAGAGCAUCUCAUGCUGGCCUGCGCUUCCUUCUCCUGUCUCGUGCUGUGCUGUGCCAUGACAGCCCUCGCCAUGAGGCAGCAAGUUCAGGCACAGCUGAUGAAAGAGCAAAGAUAGAAGAAGAAGAAGGAAAAAGAAAAAGAAGUGGCUUCCUGUACCAAA